GCAGCAUCGAUCUGCAUGGAGGAUCGCACCGGCCUCGCAUUUCGAUCCAGUGCCGAUCCAACAGGCGCGGUGUGGCAAGACCCUCGCGCCCUGGCUGCAGAAAUCGGCCUCGAGAGCAGCCGCCGAGGCAUGCAAUCCCUCCCCUUCCAUCUGUCCAGCUUCGUCCUCCGCCAGACCAUCGCCGCUUGCUUUCAGCCGAGCCUUCUCCUCUCAUGGAAGAAACCCCACAUCCGCAGCCCCCGGCUGGCGACGCCGUCCUCGAGGGCGACAGACUCGGAGACUCAGACUCGUCGCAACAGCCGCAAGCCAGCAACGAUCCCGGCGCUCCGCUCCUCAACUCUGAAGACUCGUCCAAACCGCCGACCGAGACGAGGAACAGCAUCAGCAUCGAUCCGCCUGUCAUCCGGUUCCCACCCCUCAAGCCUCUGGCUCGAUCGACCGGGUCCGGCCUCGAGCAGGUCCACUGGGCCGACUCGGCGUCGUCCAGCCCAGAGUGGAUCCAAAAUGCCCUCAGCCAAAUGUACGUCGCCAACCACGCCCGCACGAUCCAGCCCGACGAAGCCAUCCUGAAUCCAUCCGAGUCGCACAUCAAGGAGGACAUCAUCCGGAUGAUUGUCCAAUAUCUCGGCGACGAGGGAUACAACAUGUCCAAGCUGACGAUUCUGGACGAAGCCAACGUCAAAUGGCACGAACGAAACGAAAAGUCCAUGGAGAUUCGUCGCCUCAAGAAGAGCAUCUUGGAUGGCGAUUGGCUCGAAGUCGAGAAGCUGAUGAUCAAGCCACUUGUCAAGAACCACAAGGCGUUCAUGUAUUCAAUCUACAAGCAGCAAUAUCUCGAGUAUAUCGAGCACCACGAGACACAAAAGGCGUUUACCCAUCUCAACAAGCGCCUGAAACCUCUGGAGCACCUACAAACAACUCCCAACGAAUUCAAGGAUCUCUGCUAUCUCUUGACAGCCAAGAGCGUGCAGGAUGCCCCGAGCUUCAAGAACUGGGAGGGAAUCGGCCCAUCGAGAGAAAAGCUGGCCGAUCAGCUCCAAAUCAUCGCAGACUUUGAGACCAUGGAUCGCGAAGGAUCGGUCUAUGUCCCGCCCCAGCGUCUGCUCACGCUGCUGCAACAGGCGGUGGCCUACCAGAUUGAGUUUGCUCGAUACCAUCCCAAGAUUACACCCAAGGUCACAACUCUACUACGUGAUUACGAGUCAGUAAUCAUACCGAAUGCCGUUCGACAUGCGUUCGUUGGACAUACUGGAAACGUCAAGUGCGUCGAGUUCGUGGGCGAGGAAGGAAAGCAGAUAGUGUCGGGAUCCAGCGACAAUACGCUCCGCGUCUGGGAUACCGAAACGGCAAACUGUCUCGAGGUUCUGGAAGGACACACCUCGCGAAUUUGGGACGUCGCAUCAAACAAAAGUGGCGCAUUCGUGGCCUCUGCCUCCGGCGACGGCACCGUCAAGCUCUGGGAUCUGAAAGGUGCUCGGAAGGACUGUGUCGCCACAUACACAGGGUUCGUCGGUGAUGUCUAUUCGGUGCAGUACCAUCCUGCUGGUCAUCAUCUGGUUGCCGGAGGAUACGACAAAACCAUCCGGCUGUACGACCUCGAGCGCAACGUCGUCGUCAAGACCUUCACCGGCCAUCAGCUCAGCGUCUCCAAGACCAUCUUCAACCCGAUAGGAAAUCUGAUCAUCAGCGGGUCAAAGGACAACACCAUCAAGUUCUGGGACAUUGUCUCGGGUCUGUGCAUCAAGACCAUCUCGAGCCAUCUGGGCGAAGUCACCAGUGUCGAGAUGAAUUCGGUCGGAAGUCUGAUGCUGAGCUGCUCCAAGGACAACUCGAACCGCCUCUGGGACGUGCGGAUGGUGCGCCCGGUGCGAAAGUUCAAGGGCCAUCAAAACACAUCCAAGAACUUUAUCCGUGCACGAUUCAUGGGCAACUCGAUGGUCGUCGGCGGCUCCGAGUGCGGACUCGUCCAUCUGUGGGACCACGACCACGGCGAAGUGAUCCAGCGGCUGCGCGGCCAUGGUGGCGUUGUCUUUGACGCCAAGUGGAACUCGAAGCAGAGCCUUUUGGUGAGCUGCGGUGACGACAAAAAGGUGCUCAGCUGGUGGUUCGACGAGCGGCGGGUACCGCUGUUUGAAGAUUGAGCAUGAAAGUGAAGCGCGGCGGCAGUUCAGUGCCCGUCGCCCUAUUUUGUUUGGGGGGAGGGACAACAUCGAUGGCCGACGCUCUCGCUGGAUCCUGAAUAAACCUUCAUCCAGCGCUGCGGUGCUGCCGAUGGCCGCUCCGGUAAGCGAGCGAACCGCAGAUACGAGCAUGCAUCGCAAUCCGGCCUCGGAGACAGGGCUGCUGGU
Messenger RNA from Polychytrium aggregatum, 2348 nucleotides. Its product is annotated as WD40-repeat-containing domain protein. The record is from RefSeq and is a predicted model, not a curated record. Gene Ontology annotation, biological process: mRNA splicing, via spliceosome. The transcript is spliced from 12 exons. Gene Ontology annotation, molecular function: protein binding. Lineage: Eukaryota; Fungi; Chytridiomycota; Chytridiomycetes; Polychytriales. The coding region runs from base 213 to 2141 and encodes 642 amino acids.